AUGACUUCGCAGUUACAAGGUCCCCGUCGCCCCUUCACCGCGGCUCGUCUCGAUGCGGAGCUGAAGCUCGCCGGCGAGUACGGUCUGCGCAACAAGCGCGAGAUCUGGCGCAUUGGUCUCGUCCUCUCCAAGAUUCGUCGUGCUGCUCGUGAGCUGCUCAAGCUCGACGACAAAGACCCGAAGCGUCUGUUCGAGGGUAACGCCUUGAUCCGUCGUCUGGUCCGCAUUGGUGUACUCGACGAGUCGCGUAUGCGUCUCGAUUACGUACUGUCCCUCAAGAUCGAGGACUUCUUGGAGCGUCGUCUCCAGACUCAGGUCUUCAAGAGCGGCCUUGCCAAGUCCAUCCACCACGCUCGUGUCCUCAUUCGCCAGAGACAUAUCCGCGUUGGCAAGCAGAUUGUCAACGUUCCUUCCUUCGUCGUUCGUCUCGACUCCCAAAAGCACAUCGACUUCGCGCUCACCUCGCCCUACGGUGGAGGCCGCCCCGGUCGCGUCAAGCGCAAGCGGAUGGCCGCAGCCGCCAAGAAGGAGGAGGGUGGCGAGGAGGAGGACGAGGAGUAG
Molecule: messenger RNA, 561 nt
Organism: Epithele typhae
Lineage: Eukaryota; Fungi; Basidiomycota; Agaricomycetes; Polyporales; Epitheliaceae
Product: 40S ribosomal protein S9
Exons: 3
Coding region: 1-561 (186 amino acids)
Biological process (GO): translation; positive regulation of translational fidelity
Cellular component (GO): cytosolic small ribosomal subunit
Molecular function (GO): structural constituent of ribosome; rRNA binding
Source: RefSeq, a predicted model, not a curated record